AUGACUAUCAAAGAGGUUCAUACUCACCAGCCGCCAAAGCAACAUGAGCCCUACACCAAGAUCAGAUGGGCGCCCUUCAACGUUCCGGCUAAACGCCGCUGGCAAACUCUUGUUGUCUUGCUGCACUGUCUCUGCAUCGGGCUAUCCGUAUCCAUCUUCUUCGCUUUCUGCGCCAACCCUUUCGCCUGGCCUCUCAUACUCGUGUAUCUGAUGCACUUGCUCACAUCAAGCGCGGCAACCGACGGCUCACUCAGGUACCGGUCGGAGUGGUUCCGGAGCAGCUACGUCUGGGAUCUCUUUGCCGGAUACUUCCCCGCACGACUUCACAAAACCCAUGAUCUGCCGCCCACAAGGAAGUAUAUCUUUGGCUACCACCCCCAUGGUAUCAUUUCUCAUGGCGCCUGGGCCGCAUUCGCGACUGAGGCUCUGGGGUUCGCCGAAAAGUUUCCUGGCAUCACCAACAGCUUGCUCACCUUGGACAGCAACUUCCGCAUCCCGAUUUAUCGCGACUAUGUCAUGGCAAUGGGUCUUCGCUCUGUGUCCAAGGACUCCAUCGCCAACAUUCUGACGAGGGGAGGCCCAAACAACGAGGGCAUGGGCAGGGCCGUGACCAUUGUCAUAGGUGGGGCUCGUGAGUCCCUCGAAGCGCAGCCCGGACAGCUGCGUCUUAUCCUGAAAGAGCGCAAGGGCUUUAUCAAACUCGCAGUUCGCACAGGUGCUGAUCUCGUCCCUGUUCUGGCAUUUGGCGAGAACGAUCUGUACGACCAGCUCCGCCCCAAGGAGCAUCCUGUAGUGCACAAGAUCCAGAUGUUCAUCUUAAAGGUAUGGAAGUUUACGCUGCCUUUCUUACACGGCCGAGGCAUCUUCAACUAUGAUGUCGGGCUUAUGCCGUACCGUCACUCCUUGAAUAUUGUCGUCGGCGCACCAAUCAAGGUGCAACAGUACAAACGGAUUGAUGACCAAGAGAUCGAUCGCCUACAUGAACUGUACGUGGAGGAGUUAUUGAAGCUUUGGGACCGGUACAAGGACGAGUUUGCAGGGGAUAGGCAGGAGGAAUUGGAAAUUCUGUAA
This is a messenger RNA of Truncatella angustata, 1071 nucleotides long. Its product is annotated as diacylglycerol acyltransferase. Bases 1 to 1071 code for a protein of 356 amino acids. Gene Ontology annotation, molecular function: diacylglycerol O-acyltransferase activity. The record is from RefSeq and is a predicted model, not a curated record. The transcript has a single exon. Gene Ontology annotation, biological process: triglyceride biosynthetic process. Gene Ontology annotation, cellular component: endoplasmic reticulum membrane. NCBI's taxonomy places the organism in Eukaryota, Fungi, Ascomycota, Sordariomycetes, Amphisphaeriales, Sporocadaceae.